GCUCCUUAGGCGAUGUGAAACCCGUGAAUCAGGCUACCGAAGCGCUGUGUUUCGAAGCUGAACAGCCUGUAUGAAACGCGUAGGCUAUGAUGCUGCUGCAAUGUCUUGCCUACAUCCUCCGCGACCUCAGUCAGCAUCAAAAGGGGAUAUUUCUGGUUUUCGAUCCACUCCCAUCCACUCCCACGGGGUGCCCACUCGGUUAAAAACGGCUGGACGUAGAUGAGAAGACUCAUUUCUCAUUAUGGACGCAAAAGAUGCUGAAGCGAGGAUAGCAGGCAGCGUUGCCAUUGGCCGAGAGCUGGGCGCGCGCAGAAAGUUCUGGGUGCUGCUGCUACUCCACACCCUGCUGACGGGCGCGUGCAUCGCCUGCUGCGUCUGGACUCUGUCCGCCCUGCAGUCCUCGACAUCAGGACCCCUGGUUCCUGUCAACACCACUCUAUGGAAAUUGCCAUUGAGCAGAGGGAUAUACCUGAACAUGAAGAAAGUUCCAGAUGAAGAAAAUACUAAACUGCAUUUCACUGUGACCUGGAACCAGAGCGUGGAGCUGAAUCAUGAAAGUGAAGUGAUGGUGAAGUUGCCGGGCCCCUACAUCUUCUACAUCUGUGCCAAAGUGACUGGGAACAAAGGCACCAUGGGCAACCUGACCCUGGAGCAGAAAAAAACCGUAGCCUCCAUCACACUUCAGGCUGAAAACCCGGACACGAGGUGUGUGAGACACGAGAGACUGGUCAGCCUCUAUGAGGAUGAAGUGGUCACCAUCAAUUUCUUUAAACCUGCUGGGCAAGAGUUCCUCAGACUCGAUGACCUUCGUGUAGGCCUACAUUACCUGCUAGGAGAACAGCAUUUUAAAACUCCAAAAAACGAGGACUAGAGACUGGGUUU
Messenger RNA from Colossoma macropomum (tambaqui), 882 nucleotides. RefSeq lists its product as uncharacterized. The coding region runs from base 242 to 871 and encodes 209 amino acids. The transcript has 4 exons. Lineage: Eukaryota; Metazoa; Chordata; Actinopteri; Characiformes; Serrasalmidae. The record is from RefSeq and is a predicted model, not a curated record.